CAAUAUUGGGCAAACGGGUAACGCAUGACACAAUAGUAUAUCACGCUUGUUUCAUUACACGGAUCAGUUAUAAAUAACAAUGCAAAGUUUACGUGUUUAAGUCUUCCAAUUUUAUGUGUAGAUAUUGUGAUAAAAAUAGAUCCGCCGAAUCAGAAUUUCCGAUAAAACGUAAAGACAUUAGCGAGCCUGUCAGUUGAUCUGCAGUAGGGGAGAGAACGCUCUGGCAGUCGCUGUACACAUGGCAGGGAGAUGUAACAGGCCGCCGUCCUUCAGAAGAGUAGGUCUCAACAUGAAGAACCUGUGCUGCUGUGUCUGGUCAGGAUAUCAGCUGGUGCCGCCAGACGAGGACCUGGAGGACGAGGACCGCCUGACAGAAGAUGAAAGAAGGUCCUGUGUGUCCGAGAGGGCACUAAUGCAGGUGUCCCAACACAUUGGUGGGGGUUUCCAGGUCCUGGGACUGAGACUGGGCCUUCCGUAUGUCAGUGUGAAGAGAUGCACGCUGUCACAGUCAUCACCUCAGAUGCAGAUAUUCGUCAUGUUAAACACGUGGAGACAACUGAAGGGGAGACAAGCAACUGUUGAAGUACUGGUUCAAGUUCUGUCCGACAGCAUGUCUGUCUGCACGGUAGACAUGCCUCGUGUGUACAGUGUGAUCCGUGAAAUGUAACACUACCAAAGACUGACACCAUAUACUCAUGUGGCAGAAAGAAACUUCAGCUCCCCGAGAUAUAUUACAUAUUUUAACCAGGGAGUCUGUAUAUAUCUUAGUAUAGUGUCCCUGCAUUAACGAAUGUUUCCUUAACAUGGACUACAUGUGUGCAGCAGUUUUGUUAUAAUGAUAACUCACUUGAAUAUUUUUGUCAUUGUAAACAAUGUUCAUGUACCCCUGCGUGGAUUAUGAACUCUUUAUUUCUCCUAUACUGUGACAACAUUGGAUAUAUUAUGAAACGUUAAUCUUAAUAAAACGUUAAAAAGAUUACAAUAUG
Molecule: messenger RNA, 986 nt
Organism: Haliotis rufescens (red abalone)
Lineage: Eukaryota; Metazoa; Mollusca; Gastropoda; Lepetellida; Haliotidae
Exons: 2
Coding region: 239-667 (142 amino acids)
Biological process (GO): signal transduction
Molecular function (GO): protein binding
Source: RefSeq, a predicted model, not a curated record